This is a messenger RNA of Setaria italica (foxtail millet), 1838 nucleotides long. RefSeq lists its product as uncharacterized. Gene Ontology annotation, biological process: endosperm development; regulation of DNA-templated transcription. The transcript has 2 exons. The record is from RefSeq and is a predicted model, not a curated record. The coding region runs from base 562 to 1092 and encodes 176 amino acids. NCBI's taxonomy places the organism in Eukaryota, Viridiplantae, Streptophyta, Magnoliopsida, Poales, Poaceae. Gene Ontology annotation, molecular function: DNA-binding transcription factor activity.
GCAUUGAGAUGCCCCUAGGCCCUAGCUCUAGUUGCCAAAUAUACAUACAAUUUACACCCCUAAAUGCCCCCAAAAUCCACAUGAAACCACUUGGCAAUGCCCACAAUUUCAUCAAAACAAGAUCCCAAAUCCCAUUCCACUGCUAUUUUUUUCCCCUCUGAUGAAAAGUUGUACACAUCCUGUCAAGCAGCUUUCCUCCUUGUCCCCUUGUGAAGACCCUGCUGCUUGACCGGUUUCCCAAAGCAGGCCGCUCCCCUGGUCUCCUUCCUCUGCGGCCGCCCUCUACAGACCAGCUGCAGGUUCCAUUCUCGGCUACCCACCACCAACCCAAAGCCUGCCGCCACCGCCACUUUGCUCACAUGCCCACUGCACUCCCGACACGACACGCCCGCCAUGUCACGCCAAGCCCAACGUCUCCUCCUCCUCCUCCUCUUCCUCCUGAGCUGCUCAAGACAAGAUCAAACGCGCCCUGCAGAAGCACAAGAAGCAGAAGCGAGUAGCGCUAGCGCAGAGGGAGGGAGGAGCUCGUGCUGCUAGUCUGCUGCCGGUUGUUCGUCGGCCAUGGCUGGAGGAGGGUGGCUGCCGCUGGACCUGUCGCUGGCCACCUCGGGGGCGGGGACGUCGGCGUCGGCGGCGGAGCGGCGGACGGGGACGCGCGCGCACCGGCGCACCGUGUCCUCCCUCUUCGCCGAGCUGGGCGCCAUGCUCCCCAACGACCUCCCCACCAACCGGCCGGCGAGCCGGGAGGAGAUCGUGGAUGCGGCGGCGGCGCGGGUGAGGAUGCUGGAGGAGGCGGCGGCCGUGCUGGAGACGUACCGCGCGGUGCGGGGGCCGCCGUGCCCGCGCCCGCGGCCCGAGGUGGCCGUCGCCGUCGCCACUGUCUGCUUCUCCGCGCGGCUGCCGGCGCCGACGAGGCCGAGCGCCCUGACGCGCGUGCUGGAGGCGUUCCACCGCCGCGGGGUGGAGGUGCUGGUGGCCACGGUGGCGCGCCACGGCCACGGCGGGGGCGCCGCCGUCGUCACCGUCACCGCGACCGCCGCGCCGUCGGAGGUGCUGGAGCUCAUCAGGGCAGACAUCGCCGCCAUCCACUGAUCGUCGACGGGGUCGGAACGCGCGCCUCGCGGGCAGCGAAACCUUUUGUGACGUCUCUUGCUACCAUGUUCUCGAUCUCCUGCCGUUUUUGGAUCAACAAAACUAGGGCGUUCUUUGUAGCACGAAAGUAGAAGAAAUGAUCAGCGCUGUAGUAAGAACUCCGGCACGGUGCUGGCAUUUUCAGUUCGCCGUGUUUCGAACGAUCGAUUUGCAGUAGCCUCAUGAACAAUGUCUCGCAAUUCCGGUUCGAUCUGAGGAACAAGAGAACUUUGGCAUGUUGUUUACUGUCGAUGUGAACACUACGAACAUUUCAAAAUGUUGUUGAUUUGUGCUGGAGUACUAUGGAAAUGAUGAAAUUUGAGUGAAAAGCAUGAUUUGUGCUGCUAGCUGCUUGCGCUCUUCAUUUUUGUGGCACCACCGACUGCAAAACAUUGCUCGAUAAACUCGCGCAGCAGGAACGCACAGGAAAAAGGAAAGAAAGGAGCAACCACAGCAACCGCUAUAAAAGCAAUCCAUUGCCACUGACAAUCCUAGCAAAAGGGAAGAAUAAUCAAACACAAACUGGAUACUGAGAAGUGAGAAGAUGAGGGCUAUAUUAAAAUUGUUCAUCUGUUUCACAAUCUUCCGCAGCAAGUGAGGCAGGUAGAAGAGAAGGCCUUUGAGGCCAUAUUUACAGCUAAAUAGGUAGACUCCAUCAUCAGUGCUAGAACUAGAAGGUUAGCUUCUUAUACCAAGAGUCGACGAAC